Messenger RNA from Thlaspi arvense, 3692 nucleotides. NCBI's taxonomy places the organism in Eukaryota, Viridiplantae, Streptophyta, Magnoliopsida, Brassicales, Brassicaceae. The record is from the annotation of a GenBank genome assembly.
AGAAUAUGAAAAGAAAAAGAGAAGAAGAUGAGAUCAGCACAAAACCCCAAUAAAAGUUAAUUUUUGUCAUUAUACGACGUGAGAAAAUCGCCGGAGAAAGUGGAUAAAGUCCCCUGCUUUUAUCCACCCGCCGUCGAUUAACCCUCUCCGGGGACAAACCCAUAUCUUAAAAAUCACUCUCUCUCUUCCGGAAAUUCAAAGAGAGAGAGAGAGAGAGAGAGAGUUAGUUGUGGAGAGAGAGAAAAGAGAAGAAGGUUGGUUCGGUUCUCUCUCUCUCUCUCUCUAAUCCCCGAGUAUGGUGAGAGUAGUACUUAGCAGUAAUGGAAAGAGCAAGAGACUUUAAAACCCCUCUUUCUCUCUCUUCUAUUUCUCCUUCUGUCAAAACCCCAAAUUUAAAACCCAUCAGUUACGCAAUUUUGGGGUUGGGGAGAGAGAAAGAAAGAAAGAGAGAUUUUUUUUUGGAAUCUGUAAUGAAUGUGAAGAAGCAAAAUGGGUUAGGAGAAAAAAAAAGAAAAUUAAAAAAGCACUAAUGGCGGCUUUAGGUGAGGAGGCUUUGAGGUGAAAGGCUUAUACAGCAAAUAGAGAUCGUCACUUUCCUCUUAUUUCUCUUUCUAGGGUGGGCUCUGUAGAAAACCAGAAGGGACAUAAUUACGGCUCAAAACCGAUUCUUUUUUUCUUUUUCUUUUCCUCUAUUUUAGUUGGAAUUUUGGGUGAGUGAUAAAAUUCUCUCUAAUCAAUCCUCUGUAUCAAUAAUUUCUUGCCUAAAUCAAACCUUUUCACCUCCCCUAAUCACCGCCUCUGCAUCUUUCUUCAGAUUCUCUUCCGUUUUGUUUUCUUCCUUCUCUCUUUUAAUCUCUCUCUCACUUUUCUUUUGGUGGGUGCAAAAAAAAAAAGUUUGUUUUUUUUCCUUCUCUACUGGGUCUGUGUUAAUGGCGACAGUGGUGUAAAUGGACCAUUAACAGUUUGUGGUUGGGUGAAAACUAGUAAAACGGAAAGAAAAAGAAAAAGUUUGUUUGCCAUAGAUUAAAGAGUGUUUUUUUACUGUUUUUUCUUAUUAGUCUCGAAUUCUUUUAAAAUAUAUAUAAGAUGAGUUUCGUCGUCGGCGUCGGCGGAAGUGGGACUGGAAGCGGCGGAGACGGUGGUAGUGGCCAACAUCACGACGCCUUUGAAACGGAUAAGAAGAAGAAACGUUAUCAUCGUCACACCGCUCAACAGAUUCAACGCCUCGAAUCGAGUUUCAAGGAGUGUCCUCAUCCAGAUGAUAAACAGAGGAAUCUACUUAGUAGAGAAUUGGGUUUGGCUCCAAGACAGAUCAAGUUCUGGUUUCAGAACAGAAGAACUCAGCUUAAGGCGCAACAUGAGAGAGCAGAUAAUAAUGCACUAAAGGCAGAGAAUGAUAAGAUUAGAUGCGAAAACAUAGCCAUUAGAGAAGCUCUCAAGCAUGCUAUAUGUCCUAACUGUGGAGGUCCUCCUGUUAGUGAAGAUCCUUACUUUGAUGAACAAAAGCUUCGGAUUGAGAAUGCACAUCUUAGAGAAGAGCUUGAGAGAAUGUCGUCCAUUGCAUCAAAGUACAUGGGAAGACCACUAUCCUCACAACUCUCUACGCUGCAUCCAAUGCACAUCUCACCGUUGGAUUUGUCCAUGACUAGCUUAACCGGUUGUGGUCAAGGUCCUUCACUGGAUUUUGAUCUUCUUCCAGGAAGUUCUAUGCCUGUUGCAUCUAAUAAUCUUCAUUCUCAGCCUAGCUUGCCUAUAUCGGAUAUGGAUAAGCCUCUUAUGAACGACAUUGCCUUGACCGCUAUGGAAGAGUUGCUCAGGCUUCUUCAGACAAACGAACCUUUGUGGACUAGAACAACAGCUGGCUCCAGGGACAUUCUCAAUCUUGGAAGCUACGAGAAUGUUUUCCCAAGAUCGAGUAACCGAGGGAAGAACCGUAACCUUAGAGUCGAGGCAUCUAGGUCUUCUGGUAUUGUUUUCAUGAAUGCUAUGACGCUUGUCGACAUGUUCAUGGAUUGUCUAAAGUGGGCAGAGCUCUUUCCUUCAAUCGUUGCAGCGUCUAAAACACUUGCAGUGGUUUCUUCAGGAAUGGGAGGUACCCAUGAGGGUGCAUUGCAUUUGAUGUAUGAAGAAAUGGAAGUGCUUUCUCCAUUGGUAGCAACACGCGAGUUCUGCGAGCUACGCUAUUGUCAGCAGAUUGAACAAGGAAGCUGGAUAGUUGUGAAUGUCUCAUACGAUCUUCCUCAGUUUGUUUCAAACUCUCAGUCCUAUAGGUUUCCGUCUGGAUGCUUGAUUCAGGACAUGCCUAAUGGAUAUUCCAAGGUUACUUGGGUUGAACAUAUCGAAACUGAAGAGAAAGAACAGACUCAUGAGCUAUACAGAGAGAUGAUUCACACAGGGAUUGCUUUUGGAGCUGAGAGAUGGGUUACUUCUCUCCAGAGAAUGUGUGAGAGAUUUGCGUCUCUCUUGGCACCACCAGCAUCAUCUCGUGAUCUCGGCGGAGUGAUUCCAUCGCCGGAAGGGAAGAGAAGCAUGAUGAGGCUUGCUCAGAGAAUGGUCAGCAACUACUGCUUAAGUGUCAGCAGAUCAAACAACACUCGCUCGACCGUUGUUGCGGAACUGAACGAAGUCGGAGUUCGUGUGACCGCACAAAAGAGCCCUGAACCGAACGGUACCAUCCUCUGCGCAGCUACCACCUUUUGGCUACCAAACUCUCCUCAAAACGUCUUCAACUUCCUCAAAGACGAAAGAACUCGUCCUCAGUGGGAUGUUCUUUCAAGCGGAAACGCGGUUCAAGAAGUUGCUCACAUUGCAAAUGGAUCACAUCCCGGAUGCUGCAUAUCGGUUCUUCGUGCAUCAAAUGCAACACAGAGCAACAACAUGUUGAUUCUACAAGAAAGCGCAAUAGACUCAUCAGGAGCACUCGUGGUGUAUAGUCCGGUGGAUUUAUCAGCGUUGAACAUCGCGAUGAACGGUGACGAUCCUUCCUACAUUCCACUCUUGUCCUCAGGUUUCGCAAUCUCACCAGACGGAAACAGAACCGCUGAGCAAGGAGGAGGAGCCUCGACCAGCUCGGGACGGUCAUCAUCAAGCGGGUUUGGAGGAGGAGGAUCUCUGAUAACGGUUGGUUUUCAGAUAAUGGUGAGCAAUUUGCCGUCGGCUAAACUGAAUAUGGAGUCGGUGGAAACGGUUAAUAACCUGAUUGGAACAACAGUGCACCAAAUUAAAACCGCCUUGAGCAACUGUCCCAGUGCUUCAACCACAGCUUGAUGAUACAUACCAUUAAAGGCUCUUCUGCUUUCUUCUGGGUGUCUCUUUCUCUUCAAUGAUGGAGCAGAGAAGGGAAUUAACUCUUCUUGGCCUUCAAUGCCAGAGAGAGAGAAGAAAGGACAUUAACUCCAAUUGUUCUGCUCCUUUUGUUGCUGCUGUUCUUGGACAAGCCUCAUUAAAAACCAGCUGGAUUCUUCGUUUGGUCAUAUCAUCUCUUCAUUUGUUUUUUUUUUUUUUCGCUUUCUUUUGGGCGUUUUAAUGAGAAUUUUAGGAAAUUUUUUUUUAAUGAUUGUUUUGGUAGAAACUGGAAGUCAAGAACGCACCAUGCAACUUUGACUUUCUUUGUAUGGUUCGGGCAUUGACUUCUAUUGCAAAGUUUUUUUUCUUCUUCUUAGUUAUAAAAAGCUUCAAACCCAUUAUUAUUA